AUGUCACAAGGGAAUACUGCUGAACACGACAAGGAGGUGAAGAUUUGUCUGAUUGGCUGCGAGAGGUCUGGGAAGACAACCAUUUUAAAUAUUUGGAAAGGCGAAGGUUUCGACUCAGUAUACAGCCAGACAGACGAGAUCAACUCGGUCCCCGUCAGUGUCAUUUUGGCGGACGGACGGCAUCUCACUGUACAAGUGUGCUCUACAUGCAAUGAAGUACGUUCAACAACUGAGAUGCAGUGCGAUUGCGCGGGCAAACAAAUAAAAAACUCGAGGACAACGGUCGACUCGUACAUAUCCGAUUGUUUAAUACACGUCUUUGUUGCUUCGAAGGAGGACAAGAACAAUUCGGGGUUUUUGAACGGCUUUUUGAACAGCCCAUUUUAUCGCAAAUCUACUCCAAAGGCAAGGUACUUGAUAGUGACAAAGGCAAAAGAAGAGGAUGCGUCAAACGGCGGACUUGUUGGAGUGUGUGAUACGUACCAUUUAAAGCGGUACGAUGUCGAUUGUCAAACAGACGGAAAUGUUUUGAUGGACAUACUGAAAGAAAUAGUAAAAGAGUAUGUCGGGGAGCAACCAGCACCUCCUCAAGAGAUCAAACCUGAAUCAACACAUGGUAAAAAGUGUUCUUGUGUAUUGUGUUAA
Entamoeba invadens IP1 is the source of this 645-nucleotide messenger RNA. RefSeq lists its product as hypothetical. The transcript has 3 exons. NCBI's taxonomy places the organism in Eukaryota, Evosea, Mastigamoebida, Endamoebidae. The record is from RefSeq and is a predicted model, not a curated record. Bases 1 to 645 code for a protein of 214 amino acids.